GCGUCGCGUCGCGGGGAGGAGACGCCAGAGAGACGCGUCGCGGGCGGAGCGGAGCGGAAGGAGCUGCAUCUGCAGGGAGUUGCGCGCUGAACGCCGGUGGUCGCGGUUCUGCUCGCCUGAAACGGAGCGCACCGGAUCGAACGGACAGCGCCGCCGGUUCACCGAGAGUUACCGAGCAGAAAGAGUCGAGCGGAGCGGAGGGAUGGUGGAUAACAGCGGCAGCGGCAAAACGCAGAUGGAGGCUGGUUUGGCCGGUGGGUUUCCUCACAGCGGCUCCGCAGGAGUGAAGCUGGAGCAGAUGAUGGAGCAGCUACAGCGGCAGCAGCAGGCGCGUCUGGAGGUGGAGCACAAGGAGCGGAGGCUGCGUGAAGCUCACAUCAUGUAUGCACAGCAGCUCGCGGCUCAGCAGGCCAUUCUGGCCGCCGCUCGGGCUUCAGGGGCCGGCUUCAUGAGCAGGGGCCUCGGACCUUCCGGGGUCGGACAUCCGUCCCUCGUCUCCAAUCAAAGCAGUUUGGACUCCGAGCGCGAGGAUGAACGCGACCGGGACUCGGAUGAUGAUGGGAUGAUGGAGGGCGAUGAAGGCAGCGAGGAAGACGAGCGGCCCUUCGGGAGCUUCUCGGGCCCCGGGGCCGCCGUAGAUGCGCAGAGAGCUCCGUCACCCGCCGUCAGGGUCAAACAGGAGCCUGAGGAUGAUCUCUCACCUGUAGGGCGACCGUCUGUGUCUUCUCCUAACGGCCAAGCGGACUGGAGCUAUGAGGAUCCCUUUAAAGCGAACGGUGGUGUAUCCUGGCCGGAUGAUGUGGAUGUUGCUCGUGGAAGAGGGGAAGCGUCCAGAGAUUUCGCCAAGUUAUAUGAGCUGGAUAGCGACCCGCACAGGAAGGAGUUUCUGGAUGACCUUUUCACCUUUAUGCAGAAACGAGGGACUCCGGUGAACAGGAUCCCCAUCAUGGCGAAGCAGGUUCUGGAUCUGUACAUGCUGUAUAAGCUGGUGACGGAGAAGGGCGGACUGGUGGAGGUCAUCAACAAGAAGAUCUGGAGAGAGAUCACCAAGGGUCUCAACCUGCCCACGUCCAUCACCAGCGCCGCGUUCACACUCCGCACACAGUAUAUGAAGUAUCUGUAUCCGUACGAAUGCGAGCGGAAGGGGUUGAGUUCUCCCAGCGAGCUGCAGGCCGCCAUCGACAGCAACCGGCGCGAAGGCCGUCGACCCAGUUACAGCAACAGCUUGUUCCGCUUUAGCCCCUCCCCUGGCUCCGCCCCUCACAUUCUGACACCGCCCAAGAUGCACCUGUCAGCGCUGGGGGCCAUAGGGGCCCUGAAUGGACUGCAGGUGUCCCCGGGGCCAUCUCUGAAGAAGGGUUUGGACGAUGGGCGCUCGUCCUCCCUGGCGCUGGCGUUUGGGCAGCAGCAGGCGCUGGGUUUGGCGCGAGCAGCGACGCUGGAGCAGCUCCGAGAGAAGCUGGAGACGGAGGCGCCGGAGAGAAAGAUGGCACGUCUGGCCGAGGAGCAGCAGAGACUCAUGCAGCAGGCCUUCCAUCACAACCUGCUCGCCAUGGCCUCGCAGAUCCCCGCCAACCUGCGGCUCGGAGCUCCGGCCCGGGAUGAGAAGCAGGAUCUGGCCGUGAGCAUUUCCUCCAGCGGCGCGGCGAGUAUCAGCGUGUCUGUGGAAGUCAAUGGCAUUGUUUACUCAGGAACUCUGUUUGCGCAGAAGUCUGCGUCUGCGUCUGCUGCACCUGGACCCAGCUUCACCUUCUCUAGCUCCGCCCCCAGCCAAAGCCCCGCCUCUUCCUCCUCCUCCAAGGGGCGGAGCUCAGCGGAGCCCAGUGGCUCUCCGUAACCCGUCUGCCGGCCGAUUUGCACAACCAGUACCUCAGUUUCUCCUGUCCACAUCGGCUGUCCGCACGUUUGCAAACAUUUACAUGGACACACAUGCAUAAAAUAACACGGUUGGGCCUCAUUCAUGAAUCACGAGUUAAUCGUCCAUAUACAGUCUUAUGCAAAAAUCACAAUCAAUACAAUGCAACAGUUACAUCAGACUGGAUUCACAUAGAAAUUCAUGCUCGUGUUUCAUGAACGACGUCCGAAAACGCUAAAUACAAUCAGAACGCUCAGCCAAACGACGGGCAGGUUUUACAGAACUUGAAGAUUUUUUUUAUUUAGAGUGUGUUUCGAUCUGUCUUCUGAUUAUGUUUCGUGACUUUAUGAUCUUUUUCACUCAAGGUUCCUCAUUUUACAGUCAUACCUCAAACACUCAGCGGUGGAACGUUACAGGAACGUCUUUUACCUCAGGUUCUUUAGUUUAGGCUUUCUCUGAAUGAGUUUUAUUUCUUGUAGAAUUGGUUUGAAUUGGUCGGGAUCAGAAACGCUGACGGGACCUCACUGAUUCUCCUCUAUGCAUCGCCCGUCUGGAAGACGAGUCUCCGAAUCUUAUCAGGUUCUUGGGAAUAUAUAUGCUGUUUGUUUGAUGAUGAGCCUGUCUGUCUUCAAGAACAACCGUCAAAUACCUCAGAAACCAGAUGAAUGUCUCAGUAGAUGUUUAAACGAGCAAUCGGGCCUCUGUGGGAUCUGCAAAAACCAAUCAUUUCAUCUGCAUCUCAGGGCAGGUUUUAAAUAUGUGGGUGAAUCUCAUGAAAAUCCAAAGAAAAUUUAUAAUACAUGCACAUUUUCUUCUUUUUUUAAUAUAUAUAUAUAUAUAUAUAUAUAUGUAUAUGUAUAUAUGUAUAUGUGUGUGUGUGCACAUAUUUGCAUACAUAUUUUAGAUUUUAAUAACAGAAUAUAAAAGAGAAUCUCAUGAUCUCAUCAAAUUUAUAAGAAAUUUUGAAUUAUUUCAAAAGUUUGGGAUCAAUACGAUUUUUAAUGUUUUUAAUGGAGUCUCUUCUGCUCAAGGCUGUAUUUAUUUGAUCAAAAAUACAGAAAAAAACAGUUAUUGUGAAAUAUUGCAAUUUCUAAUAUUGGUUUCCUAUUUAUAUACUUUAAAAUAUAAUUUAUUUCUGUGACACAGCGCUGAAUCUUUGAUGAAUAUAAAGUUCAAAAGAACAGCAUUUAUUCAAAAUAGAAAUAUAAGUUUUUACAAUCACUUUUUAUCCAUUUAACACAUCCUUGCUAUUCAAAUUUUUUAAUUUCUUUAAAAAAAAAAAAGAAAGAAAGAAAGAAAAAAUGUACUGACCCCAAACUUUGGAAUAGUAGAGUAUAUUGUAACACGAAAUUUCAAUUUUGAAUAAACACUGAUCUUUUUAACUUUUUAUUGAUCAAAGAAUCUGGAAAGAAAGUAUCACAGGUUCCAAAAAAGAUAUGAAGCAGUACAACGGUUUCCAACGUUGAUUAUAAAUCAGCAUAUUAGAAUGAUUUCUGAAGGAUCAUGUGACGCUGAAGACUGAUGCUGAAAAUACAGCUUUGAUCACAGCAAUAAAUUAAAUAUUAUCAUAAAUAUAUGAUCAAAUAGAUACAGUCUUGAUAAGCCUAGGAAACUUCUUUUAAAAACAUUAAAAAGGUUCUGAUCCCAAACUAUUGAACAGCAGUGUAUAAUUUUUUUGUAUUAUACAUAUGUAUAUGCACAUAUUUGCAUACAUAUAUUUUAAUAAAUAUAUGUAAGCACAUAUUAUAGGCACGUAUGUGCACAUAUAUAAUUUUAUAAUAUAUAAAUGUAAUUGUAUUAUAAUAAUCUUUUUCAUUUUAUUUUUUAUAAAUAUAUAUGUAAAUAUACAUAUAUAUGCAUAUAAUAUUCAAAUAAUAGUCACAGCAUAAAAUGUCUUGGUCCUAAAACAGGCAUCAUUUUCUUAAUGCAAAAUAUCUUAUUUCUUCCUGUUGAUUUUAGAUUAGAUUUUUAAAUUUUUUUGGAGGUUUGAUGAGAUUCACCCAUGAAUGGUGUGAUGAAGUUCUCAGUGUAACCAUCCAAUCAUUCCUCAAGCAAACCAUCGUCCUCUUUCUUCCACACCGACGCUUAAGGGCCUGAUGCCUUUGUCUCACAUUUUGCUUUCCGUAUCAGGAAGGCGUCUCUCUCAGGAAGUACUGUGAUGUUUUUAAGUGAACUCUCGUUGUUUUUAAGAUGAUAUAAAUGGAUAAUCAGUGGUGAAGUACCUCAGACUCUGCUGUGGAGAUUUACACUACAUACCUCGUGCUGCCGUGAUGCUGGGAGGCGAACGCUCCCGUUUCUGCGCAGAAUGCUGGACGUGAAUCCCUCGAGCUGGACUUUCCUUUCUCUUUGUGUCUUUUUCUUGUGGCGAAACCAAACGAGAACUGUUGCAUUUGUACAAUCAGGUGGCCAAACCUGCUCACCUUAACCAAAUCAAACUGCCUUCAGCUGCUGCACAGCUAGAAACCAAAGACCAGAUGACCUCAGCCUCACAGGUCAAAGGUCACCGUGAUGCUGUAUGAUUGUGAUGUAAUGGGUCAGGUGACCAGGGAAACACGCUUACACACAUCUCUCUGUCCGGUCAGAUGUUUCGGUCUGGUCCGGAUGAGGUUUGAAGGCCAUAUUGAUGAGCUUUCUGUUCAUUCUCAGGAUUUGAUUCUUCUCUGUUCCAGCUCUGAUCCUCCAUGUUUGCCGCAGCUCUUUUCUGUUUGAACUGGAUUAAAAAAAAAACC
Molecule: messenger RNA, 4584 nt
Organism: Onychostoma macrolepis
Lineage: Eukaryota; Metazoa; Chordata; Actinopteri; Cypriniformes; Cyprinidae
Product: AT-rich interactive domain-containing protein 3B
Exons: 9
Coding region: 203-1837 (544 amino acids)
Biological process (GO): regulation of transcription by RNA polymerase II
Cellular component (GO): nucleus
Molecular function (GO): DNA binding
Source: RefSeq, a predicted model, not a curated record